Molecule: messenger RNA, 2149 nt
Organism: Eruca vesicaria subsp. sativa (arugula)
Lineage: Eukaryota; Viridiplantae; Streptophyta; Magnoliopsida; Brassicales; Brassicaceae
Source: the annotation of a GenBank genome assembly
AUGACAACCAAGAAGAGGCUCAUCAGUUCUUCCUUCCCUUCAGAGGAUUCUGUGCUCAUUAUAGCAAAGGAGGUGCUUCUUCAUGAUAUUGACAUAGCAAGUGCAAUUGUUGACUACAUAACAAACAACUCCAUUGCAAAUAUAGUCAUUGGAGCCUCUGCAAGAAACACCUUCCUCAAGAAGUUUAAGAGCACAGAUGUGCCAACGACACUACUUAAAACAACUCCAGAUACAUGUGGUGUCUUUAUCGUGUCUAAAGACAAGCUCUUAACAAGCAGAUCAGCGAGUAGACCUCAUACACCUCAACACAAUCCCCAAACACCUUCAAAACAACCAUUAAUCUCUAUGUUGUCUGAUCCUGGCCCUGCAAGCUUCACUUCCUCCACUGAAUCCGGAAGGCCUUCAUUAAACGGAGACAUUUCUACACAUACAAAUCAUUACAAGCCUUCUCAUAAUAUGAGUUCUCCAGCAGAUUUAAGCAAUGAAUUGUCUUCAAACCGUCACAGUGUUGAAUCAAAUGCGAGUUUCUACAGCAUCACGGGACGAUCCACAUAUGGAGGAAGCUCCCACUCUUCCACUUCCAUGUAUGAUACAACUGAUGGAGACGAAGGCCGCUUAUCUGGGGGUAAUAUCACUGAACAUGAGAAUCAAAAUCUUGAACUAGAGGUGAGAAGAUUGAGACUUGAACUGCAACAGUUUAAUGCAACCAUGGGGAGAGAAACUGUCCCUCCUAGAGCUGAAAAGCCGGAGGAAGCAAAGGUAGCAAGAGAGAUGCUUAGGGAAUUGGCUGAGAUGGAUAAGCAGAAAUCACAGAGUGCGAUCCACGCAACCGAAAUGGCACAACGUCUUGAAGAAAUGGAGAAGCAGAAGAGAAGACUUGUGGAGAUGCAGGCCAAGUUCAAUGCAAAGAACAUGGCCAAUAACGUAUCUUACAGACGAUACAGCAUUAAAGAUGUGGAAGAUGCAACGGAUGGCUUUUCAGAUGAUCUAAAGAUUGGGGAAGGAGGGUAUGGUCCUGUGUAUAAAGCCCUUCUUGAAAACACUUCCGUUGCCAUCAAAAUCUUGAAGUCAGAUAUCUCAGAAGGCUUGAAACAGUUCCAACAAGAGGUUGAAGUUUUAAGUUGCAUGAGACACCCUAACAUGGUGAUACUUCUUGGUGCUUGUCCUGAGUAUGGUUGCCUUGUGUAUGAGUAUAUGGAAAAUGGAACGUUAGAAGACCGUCUCUUCUGUAAAGACAAUACUCCACCGUUGUCUUGGAGAGCACGGUUCAGAAUCGCUGCUGAGAUUGCCACAGGACUUCUUUUCCUUCACCAGGCCAAACCUGAGCCGCUAGUGCAUCGAGAUUUGAAGCCAGCGAACAUUCUGCUAGACAGACAUUUAAAUAGCAAAAUCAGUGACGUUGGUUUGGCUCGGUUGGUACCUCCUGCUGUUGCUGAUAGCUUCACCCAUUACCACAUGACUGCUGCAGCUGGUACAUUUUGUUACAUUGACCCUGAGUACCAGCAAACGGGAAUGCUUGGUGUGAAGUCUGACUUGUACUCAUUUGGUGUGGUGCUUCUACAAAUCCUCACAGCUAUGCCAGCAAUGGGUUUAAGCCAUAGAGUAGAGCAAGGAAUUGAGAAAAAUAGACUCAGAGAAGUUCUUGAUCCCAGAAUAUCAGACUGGCCUGAAGAAGAGACCCUGGUGCUAGCUCAACUGGCUAUGCAAUGCUGCGAGUUGCGGAAAAAGGACAGACCUGAUCUUGCUACCGUUCUGUUGCCUGCACUAAGCAAGCUAAGAGAGUUUGCAACAGAGGAUCAUGGCUCUGAUAGAACAUUUACUGUGUCACUUGCUCACAAUUCAGUUCCACGUUCCCCAAUAUCUUCCUCCUCUCAGACAGAGGAGGCAUACUGACACAAAAAGUGGAACUUCGACUUUAGAUCAAAGUGAAGAGACGUUGGCUAUCUUUGAGAUCUGCGAUGACCUUGCUCAGCUUAAGCAUCCGAUGCCAACAAGAAGAGGCGAUCACAGUAAUAAAGCUCAUGAGAAGGAAGUUGUUGUUUGUCUUUUAUUGAUUUCUGAUCCACCAAAAAGUUCAUUGUUGAUCUCCCAUAGUGUCGAAGUUCCUUAUCUUUUGUAUAUGAUUCAAUUUAUUGUUUGGUCUCUUGAA